GGCUGCUUACCAGAAUUGAGCGUAGUUACGUAGGUACGUGUCUGUGUCGUGACGUGAUUUUUCUACACUUGUGAUAAUCAGUGUUGGUGUGUUUUUUGUGUAAAUAUUAUUUGCCAAUUAGUUAUUCAUUGUCUUCAAUUUAAUUUAUGUCAAUAUUGAGAUAGUCACGAGGUGAGGUGUGGCAUCACGUUUAACUGCUGUUACAAAGAGAUAAUGGAAAAUGCAACAAGAAUCGGUGUGUAACAGCUGUGAUUCAGGCUCUGAAAUGUUAAUUGUUGAAAUGGAGAGAGUGCAUGAGCCCUUUCAGUCGUGUCGACCCGGCUUUGAUGGCGUUUUCAAAAGUCGCUCCUCAACCCUCCACUAAAUGAUGAGUCAUAGUUUGCAGAGCUCCGCACCGCUCACCCAGAGGUUUCAGCCAAUGACAAUAGUGGGUCUGGGGCCUGAGUGGCUUCAGCAUUGCCCCGAUGUCAUGGACAAAGAGAGAGAGAGAGACAGGGAGAAAGAUAAACUUUCUCCUACACCAUCUCUUCCAGACAAAAAACUUGAAGUCAAGUUGUCAGCUAUGCCAUGGUUCCAUGGCAAAAUCUCUCGGGAACAGGCGGAACAGCUGUUGCAGCCGAAACAGGACGGACUGUUCCUCGUCCGCGAGUCGACCAACUUCCCGGGUGACUACACACUGUGCGUCUGCUUCCAGGGCAAGGUCGAGCACUAUCGAGUCAAAUACAAGAGCAAUCAACUCACCAUCGACGACGAGGAGUUCUUCGAGAAUCUGGCACAACUUGUCGAGCAUUACGAGCAAGAUGCCGAUGGACUUUGUACACAACUUGUAAAAUGUUUACCGAAGAAAGGUAAACAGGACUUCUGUAUAGAUACGAAAAAGUUUGUGGAAGCUGGAUGGGUGAUACAUGAGUCGCAAUUAGAGUUGCGCGAGUCGAUAGGUAAGGGUGAGUUUGGGGACGUGAUGCUAGGACUGCUUCGAGGCGAGAAGGUGGCUGUCAAGAUGCUCAAGGACUCGAGCGAGGCAGCGCAAAAGUUCCUAACCGAAGCCUCGCUCAUGACAUCGCUGAGACACGAGAAUCUGGUGCAACUGUUGGGUCUGGUGUUCAAUAACAAACACAUCUACCUGGUCACGGAGUUCAUGAGCAAAGGCAGUCUUGUCGACUACCUCAGAUCUCGCGGACGCCUCCACGUCACCAAAAAGGAUCAGAUCAAUUUUGCCGUGGAUACGUGCGCGGGCAUGGAGUACCUGGAGUGGCGGCGGGUGGUGCACCGCGACCUGGCAGCCAGAAAUGUGCUGAUCGCAGAGUCGGGUGCCGCCAAAGUGGCCGACUUCGGGCUGGCCAGGGAGGAGAACUUCACGCUGGACGCCGGCAAACUGCCCAUCAAGUGGACGGCACCCGAGGCCCUCAGGCAGGCUGUAUUUUCGAACAAGUCGGACAUGUGGAGUUUUGGAAUCCUAUUGUGGGAAAUUUAUUCCUUUGGACGAGUGCCUUACCCGAGAAUUCCACUGGCGGACGUUGUAAAACAUGUUGAAAAAGGGUACAAAAUGGAGGCUCCUGAAGGCUGCCCACCUGAAGUCUACGAAAUUAUGAGAUCGGCAUGGGAUCUAUUGCCAGAAAAACGACCGAACUUCAAAGACGUCAAGUCUAAACUGGUCCAGUUGAAGGCGACAACACUGUGAGACUUUCAUGUUGCAACAUAACGGACUCUAUGUUACUCGAACAUUGUCAUGUUGCUACAGAGACUGUCAUGUUGAGUGAGUGGCAUUACUGCUUGGUGCGAACAACACAGUUGUUCAAUGUAAAUAACCAUUCUGUACAGGAUGAUUCAUUCAGAGCUUGCACUGUUUCUAGAUGGAUAGGUUUUCCGUAGGGUAGUUUCACAAGGAUUGCCCUAUUAUUUCCAAUUUUAUUAACAUUUUGAGUCAUUUUUACAAAUAAAUAACAUAUUUUAUUUUAUUCUUUAUUUUUACGACCAUUUGCACCAACCAAAUGAAACGACAAUUAAAUGGUCGCGUUUAUCAUUAUGUUUUUCAAUCCGAGUUUAAUAGUUGAUCUAUUUUCAUUUGAACUGAGAUGGUGCAUAAUUGUCUAAUUGUAGAAGAAAGUUCUUCGUUUGAGACCUAGAUUAGACGCUGACUACAUAUUUGGAAAUGUUUCGCACUUUCAUAAUUUGUCCGUAGAAAACCUGAUACGAAAUUGAACUUUCUAUUUUGUUGUUUCAAACACAGUCAACACAGCAGAUAUACAGUCAAUAUAUUGAUGAAAAUGAACUUUUUAGUUCAAUUACCGAACUUUUUCAGUAGUAUUUUUAUAGUGGGGAGUUGGAGUCACUAUAAAUAUAAAUGCCUGGAAAAUGGUUUUCGGCUUGCCAAAUACAGCAACGUGGGAAACUUUCCAGGGGCUAGUAAGAUGGUCAGUAAGCAUGCUCAUUAGAUGGUCAGGUGGCAAUGGCCUUUGUAACAAUCCUAAUUCAUAAAUGUAUUUCAAUCCUAAAAUACCUGUUAUCUCUUUAUAUACGUUGAUGUUUCUUCUCUUUAUAUUAAAUAUACACAACGUCCAAUUAAUAGCAACCCAAAUUCAACCGCGAAUUCAUUACUUCAAUUUUGACUAGAGUUUGUUUUAUUUAGUUGCUGAAAUUUAAAAUUGAAAUGCAAAGAUGGAUCAAAGUUGGCUGAACCUUACAAUUUUCAAUACCCACUGCAUCUUAUCAAGGUUAUGAUAGUGGAUAAGAUGAUAUACUGUAGUAAUUAUUGUUCUAUAGGCUACCUAAUCCAAACUAAUAACAUCACAUUAUUAGAAAGUGCUUCCUUCUGGAAGAAUAGUUAUUGAUGUUUAUGUAAGUUUUUAUUUUUAUUAAAGUCAUUUUAUUGAGUUAAUGUAAUUAAAAAGUAUUUUAUGCAUUGACUAAGUGAAGUCAAUUUAUAAGAGUUGAAAUGCCGACCGUAUGAGAUUGCAAGCUCAUAAAAUUGUAAUCCAAUUGGAGCAAGGUCAAGACACGUUCCCAUGAUGCAUUACAGCAAUUUGCCUCAAUAUGGCAUAUUGAGUCUUCUUUUGAAGUCAGUUUACUUUCUAUUUUGGUCCACUGAUCACUGCUCACCUCGAAAUUGUAAUAAGUUAAUUAGACUAUUCAGGUUCCUCAGAAAUGAGAGUGUUCGAAUUAGAUUGUAUAUUUAAAUGUGUUGUCUGCUUUGAAAUGGGGAACAGACUUCAGCGCUACAGUGGGCGUUUUAUAGUCAACUAAUAUUACAAAAUUCCUGAUUCUAAAAUUAUCAAAUAACUGAGCAUAAUUAUUAUAAUUGAAGUUUAAAAGCAAAACACCAACCUAGCCUUUAACUAAGGUCUCCCCAACCAUAAUCCUUUUUUUUAAUUGCGGAUGAUGUCCACAUGAACUUUUUUGCUUGUGCGUCCGUGGGUAAUGGGGAGUGCGAGAGUAUGUUAUGUAUGAUAUGAUCAAACGUCCAUGCCUAAUCGAUGAAUUUCGGUGGGAUUCGAACCCGCGACCAGGUAGCAUUAGCAGACUGAAGGGUGCAACGCCUGAGUCAACUCGGCUAUCUGGCCUUCUAAUUUCAUUUAAAAUGAUGACCACACCUGCAUUCUUAGCCGUUCGUUAAUAUUGCUCUUGUUUUUAAGCCAAUGUUAGGGAAUUGACAGCCUGCAAACGUUCAGUGAAGUGAGAGGAAAAGUAAUAGAUAUAAAACGUCCGCUAUUAGGGACGCUAAGACGCUAUAUAUAUAUAUAGAAAUAGCGAUUAGCACCAGCCACCGUAGAUAGGGGGGGCGCUAUAUCUAUAUAUAGCCACUAUUGAUAUAGCGGUAGACAUCAGCCACUAUAGAUAGGGCGCUAUCUUUAUAGAUAUAGAUUGAUAUAGCGAUAAGCACCCGAGAAGAGAUCUCCAGUGAUACCAGUUGUUAACAAGUUCCUAAUCAACAAUGGAAUUUAAUAAAAAAUAAUAACAUUUCUGAUUUCAUAACAGUCAACGAAAACUAUCGAUUGCGAAUUGCGAACGAACGAUAUUUGAUUCUAAGCCCCGUCCUUUAUGGGCAAAAUUCGCUGAGAUUUCUGUUCCAUUAUUUCAUGGCUACAUCACAUCAUAACAAAGGAUGAAUAGAAGAAUUUAUAAAUGAAUAAAUAAAUUGAUCGAUUAUUCUAUUGAACUAGCUUCUUCCCAAUAAAAUGGAUAACGUACAGUACAAAAUCGUUUACAAUAUGAAAUUAUAUUAUUAUAUUUAAAGUUAUGCCAAUUACAAUAACAGUUGACUGAAUUUAACUGAAGUUGAAUGAUGAUAUAUCUAUUUUCAAUAGUUUAAAUAAUGUGUAUUGUAUAUUGUAUUGAUUGAUUGAUGAUGAUUGUUGUAUAGGUCUACCGGGGUUUGGAUUAUAAAAUGUUAUUUAUUUUUUUCGCAAAUAUAGAGCAGAUGACUAUGCUGCUCACACACACUAUAGUGAGAUUCAUAUUAUAAAGUAAGUAUCUGAUCAACAUUGUUUUGCUAUCCUUGGCUGUCAUUAGAGAAAGUAGAUUACACUAUCCUUCUCCAACUUUACAACGUUGCCAAAUUGUUUGUAUGAAGAAAUAUAAUGAACCAAGAAAAUAUUCAAUUUCAAAAAUAUAUAUUUUCUUGGUAAAUAGAAUAUAGUUUGAGAUAGAAUCGAUUAUUAUUAACAGAAAUCAAUCAUUAAUAUUAGAUCGGGAUAACUUGAAUCACUGGUCGACUAUGGUCUUUAGCAGGCGGUGGAACCGGGAAAGUGACAUCAAUGCAUUCCCAUCAUUUCCACAGACUGUGUAACGUGAAUCCAUACAAUUCGUUCCAUAAAUCGUGGUCGACUAUAAAAACUAAUACAAUUAUAAGAGUUAUUUUGUAAUCUUAAACAUGCCUUAAAGCCUGUUUUCACUACAACCAAGUGACGAAUACAAGAAUUUAUUCUUGAAAACACUUUUCUAUACUGUAAAACAUAUUAUUUGUUUUACGGUAUUGGAGAUUUUUAAUAAUUUUUCUUAACUAGGCUAGGCAGCAUUUGCUAGUAUAUUUUUUGAGAAAUAUAAGUGAUUAUGAAAAUCAAUUACCGUAUAUUAAAUUGUUGUAUCUCGAUCAGAGCUAUUACAUUUUUGUUAUGAGUUUUCCUGUUCCUUGAGCUCGUUAACAUUCGCUUGCAAUUCAAUGGGCAAAAAUUGCACAAUAAUUUGCCCAGUUCAGAAGUUGUGUUAAAUAUGAGAGUUCAUCAUGAAACCUUCGUUUUUAUUUUAAAUGCGUGAAUGUUUGUAUGAGCCAUUAAUAGAGUGUGACAUGGAAUUAAUGUUAUAUCAAGUCAACUUUUGAAAUUAAUGUCGAAUUGAUAGAUAAUUAUUGUAGACUAUCAAAGUCUUUAAUAUUAUUGAGUUGUAAUUCUCAUAACUCAGUACUAUUCCACUGUUUGUAAGAUUUUUUCACGCAUAGUCAUGAAAGCACUGUAAAAAAAUUAUUGUUAGUCGAAGUUUCGAUUAAUCAUUGAUAUAAGAUUUUUCAAAUCAAUACAUUCUAUGAAAAGUAAUUUGUCGAAUUUUGUAAUUCAAUUGAGAGGCAAUAUCAUAGCAAUUCUGUUUUGUGCACUUUCAUAAUGUAUAAUUCAUCAAUUUUCUCAAAACAAUAAAAUAUAUUGGCAUCGAAAUUGAUACAAAGGUAUUAAUUUCUCUUGACUUCAAAAAUUUCAAUUUUUUAAAACUUUAAUCACUUCAAUUACUACACAGAGAUUUACUCAUGAAUUAACAGUGUAAAGAUGUAUAUUAAUACUAUUAUGUAAAUAGGGUAGAUUUUAUUAUACUCUGAAUAACCUUUCAUUGUUGAAAGGAAGGGUUGACAUUGUACAAAGAAGCAUGAAUCUACUUAUAUAGAUAAUAAUUAUUAAUACUUUUUUUCCUUAAACUCAUCAGACUUUUUCGUGCUUUCUUCAGCAUUUAUUGAAAUGCCAAAUUACUGUUUGUGUAAAUCUUAUAAGUCUUGUGUAAAUCUUUUAAUUGUGUCAAUAUUUGAAGAGACUCAUGACUGAUUCCGCUGAAUAAAAAAUACAUGUAUGUAUUUUACAUUUUAUAAUUUACAUACUAUUUACAUACGUACAAUGUAUUUUUAUAUUGGAUUAGGUCUUCCAUUUUUUUUCUCCAAGAGGAUUGAUAUUCGUCCGUGGAACUAACGGUUUAAUAAGUUAGAAACUUUCUGGAUAUUUAGAUAUUACCUGGAUUAGAAUAUUAUUAAAUUCUAAUUUAAAUGGUCAAUACAAUUCAAUAUAAUCAAUUUCCAUUUUUUAAUUCACUUUGAUCAUGUCAGUCUCCAAUUAUAAUUUUCUAGUCUUCAUCAAUAUUCGAGGUACAAAUUUUCAGAGUCAUGAUUUAAGAGAACGUUAUCUGAAAUUCUUUGGUUAUAAGUAUUUGAGAUUGCUAAGGACCAAAUCAUAUUUUUGCGGCGUGGGGUUGAGGCGUGUGUUUUGAAGCUAAUCAACAUGACAAUGCAACAAUAUUAUUGGUCAUUCAAGUGAAAAUAUCAACUAUAAAUACAGAGACCGGCAUAUUAAUCUGACGAUUUUGUAGUAAUUGUUAUGUUCGAACCACUGUCAUUGAAACGGGGGAAAUGUUGUACAUCGACAGUUCUAUUCUUGUCAUUUCAGUAGCCAGUAUGUUUUGGUGAAGUGAACAUGAAGCGAUUGUGAUCGAAGCUUAUUUUUAAAAUAAUGACUCAGUUAUUCUAACCAGCGUUUAUGUCGCAGACAUUUCAAUAAUUUAAAUCGACACGCGCCUGUUUCCCCAGUAAGAAUACGAUCUUGUUGUGGGUAAAUAAUUUCAGGAACCCGUUGUCCGCUUUAAAAACUAAACCAACAGGACGAAAACGAACCGUGAGAACGCCUGAAAACGCCUGAGUAGCUGCUAGACGGUCUCCACGACGUUCAGCAGUGAAACAUGCUGUUGCGCUACCCAUUUCUGAUCGAAGUGUACGACGAAUUCUUCAUUCCGACCUAAAAUUCCAUCCGUAUAGGAUAAUGUUAGUACAAGUGCAACAACUCAAUUCAAAUUAUUGGGCACAUUGCAAAACCGCUUGUGAGAUCAUUCUCGAAAAUGUCCACCAGGAUGCCGUUAUUCUUUCAAGUUACUAUAUAACAUUUUCAUUUUUCGGGAUUUGUGAAUAAACAAAAUUACCGUUAUUGAGCAGCCAAUAAUCUACAGAACUAAAGGAAGUCAUUCAACGAGAAAUUGAAGCAAUUUCACAAGUGAUGAUUGAGCGAGCAAUGGCAAAUUUUAGAAUUAGGUUAGGUGAGUGUGUGAAAAGUAACGGAAAUCAUUUGGAUGACAUAAUCUACCAAUAAACAACUUUUUGAGAAAUCUAUGUAAUUCACUAUAAAUUGCAAAAUUUGAUCUUUAAUUUGAUAUAUGAUUUAAUUGUACAAAACACACUUUAGUUAUUAUACCUCACAAAUCGUCAGGUUUUUAUGCAGGUUCUGUAUAACUAGUAACUAUUGGUUUCAAGUAUAAAACUGGAUUCUCACAUAUCAGACUAAAAUUGCCAUGGGUUCCAAUAGGACUAUUCGUACUCGGUGCCGGUUACUUUCACUUGCACUGAUGCUGAUAUGUUGAAUUCCAGCUUUAUCGCCUGAAACACUGGAACUUAGUACCUCUCUGAUAUUUUCUGCUAAUUGCAAUUUGGCUUCUUCAUCCGAUUCUGUUACAAUACUAGUAUUUUAUUCAUAAAAUCUUCGAAUUGAAAAAAUUGUCAAUUUUUUUGGAACAAUACGAAAUGCGCAGUUGAAAAAGCUAUGCAUUGUACUGUGCUGAGUUGAAGUAUUAUCUUCGAUCACUCAAUACUAUAAAGAAUUUUAUUUUUAGAUAUUAAAUUUAAGUUUAUAUUUACUCUUACUCAUAACACUUGUCCAAAUGAGAAUAUAAUACUAGCCUAUGACUUUAUGAAUAGAAUUCUAUAUAUUUGAAAGAAAUUUUAUUUCGCUUUCCAAACAAUGACUCAACAUUCAUUCCCUCCCCCCCGCUAUUAAAAUGUCCACAUAUAUAUAUAUAUAUAUAUAUAUAUAUAUAUAUAUAUAUAUUAUAUAUAUAUAUAUUAAUUAAUAAAAAAAUAUGAGUGCUUAAUGGACUGAUUCCUACCAUACAUAAAUAAAAAUAUUUUGCAUUGUAUUAUUAAUAAUAGUGUUUGAUUUUAUUUCAACUAGUGAAACUUUGUAUUAGUUUAUGAAGAUAUUUCCCAGAUUUUUAUCUUGGUAUGUAUUGUUUGUUUAUCAUGGUUAAAAAUGUGCAAUAGAAUUGAUUUUAAUACAGUAUUGUUUUUAUUGUGAAUUCUAAUAUUAUAUAUAUGAUUUUUAAUGUAGACCUUUCCAAAAUUGUUGAAAAUUGUGAAUGUAAAUAAAAUAAUCAGAUUAAUUCUAAA
Nilaparvata lugens (brown planthopper) is the source of this 8398-nucleotide messenger RNA. RefSeq names its product tyrosine-protein kinase CSK. The transcript has 12 exons. Bases 365 to 1681 code for a protein of 438 amino acids. Gene Ontology annotation, biological process: protein phosphorylation. NCBI's taxonomy places the organism in Eukaryota, Metazoa, Arthropoda, Insecta, Hemiptera, Delphacidae. Gene Ontology annotation, molecular function: ATP binding; protein tyrosine kinase activity. The record is from RefSeq and is a predicted model, not a curated record.